AUGACGUCCGAGAACACUGACAUUGUCGACGAGACGCCCAUCUCUCCCGUUCGCUCUCUAGACAGGCGCAACAGUCUGGAGAAGCACCUGCAGCAUCGUCCGGAACCGCAGGAUCUGAAGAACAGGCAUAUCCUGCUAGACACCACUACUGCGCCUGCUCUCCAAGCCAAGGCCCUCGAGCUCGAGCGCCAGCGCGCAACCGACAACCUCAAGAAGGGCCUCAACUCCCGUCCUGAACGCGCCGAGCUCGUCGACCGCAACAUCCUCCCCGCCUCCAACGCUGCGCCUGCUCUACAGGGACACCAGAAGGAACUCGAGAUGCACAUGAAAGCGGAUAGUCUGGAGAAGGGGCUGCAGAGCAGGCCAAGUCCGGAAGAGCUUGUCAAGAAAGGCAUUCUGGAUGCUGACGAAGCCCCUGUUAAGGAUGCUUGA
This is a messenger RNA of Alternaria postmessia, 432 nucleotides long. RefSeq lists its product as uncharacterized. The record is from RefSeq and is a predicted model, not a curated record. The transcript is spliced from 2 exons. The coding region runs from base 1 to 432 and encodes 143 amino acids. NCBI's taxonomy places the organism in Eukaryota, Fungi, Ascomycota, Dothideomycetes, Pleosporales, Pleosporaceae.